ACACAUUUGCUCUUGAACCACAAUUACGAGCAAUUCUCGAAAGAAAUCAAAUUGUAUUUUCAAAAUUUAAUGAUGGGUCCAUCUCGGAUAUAACUGAUGGACAAUUUUAUAAAAAAUUACUUCGAAAAGAAUCAGAACCAUUCAUUACAUUGUUAAUGAAUUCCGAUGGUGGUUUAGUUAAAGCAAUUUCUACGUCAAUAUGGUGUACAACCUUUGUGGUUAAUGAACUACCCAGAGUAAUAAGAUUUCUUCCAGAAAACACGAUAAUCGGAAUGAUUUCCACAGGAGCUACAAAACCAAAAAAAGAUGCAAUGUCAUCGAUUAUGGAAGAUCUUGUAAAAGAACUUCAUAGAUUGGAAGAAGGAAUUUCUGUCCUUCUUACAUCAGAUGAUUCGAAUAAUUUAGAACAACUUAUCCGAAUAUUUUUAAUUGGUUGUGUCUGCGAUAAACCAGCAACGUCACUUGUACUUAACCAUGUCGAAUGUACCGGUUUUUUUGGAUGCAUUUAUUGUACUAUGAGAGGUAAAUCGAUAGAAGUACGAAAUACAAUUAUUCGUUCAUUUGUGUAUGAUCCAAAUGAAAAAGUCAUAUUACGAUCGAACAAAACCUAUGAUGAUGCUAUUGAAUUUAUUAAUAAUGAUUACAAAUUAACUAAUUCAACUAAGAUUUCAAAAGCAGCAGCAAAAGAAUAUUUACAAGGUGUUAAAGGACCAUGUCUUUUACGACAAUUAAAAUAUUUCAAUAUUUACACUUCGUUUCUUUGUGAUACACUUCAUAAUCUGUAUUUAGGAGCUAUGGGAAAAAUGUUGAAAUUAUUCUUAUCGAAACGAUCUAUUAUCGAAGGUAUAUCAGCUGCUAUGACCUCAUUUGCUCGAACAAUACAUGGUGGAUUUGCACCACUACGUGAAUUGAUUAAAAAUAUCGACUUAUGUCGUCAAUCAUCAAUUCAUGUUUCUUCCACAUCAUUUUCAACAAUAGCAAAAGAAUAUGUCAGUGGAAUGUUUUCUUCACGUCAAAUUAUUUUUAAACAUGAAGAUGCUUUACCUAAUAUAAAGCUACAUCAAAAAAUCACACCACCACCAUCUAAUUUCUUUCAGAAAUUUCCAAAUUCAUCGUCAUCUAAUGUUUUAUUUUAUAAAACAUUAUUUCUUGAUCGUUUAAGAUUUAGUGCUGAUGAUUUUACAGUACCUCGACAUUCUAAUGAUGCUUGUAUUUUGUAUCAAACAAAAAAGAAUUACAAUUCCAUCGGAUUCAUAUUAUUUAUCAUUCAUUUCAUUGAUAAAAAUGAAAUCUAUCUAUUCUUAAACAAAGUAAAGCUUAUAUCAACAGCUGACACUGUCGACAUCCAAGGAAGAAAUUUUAGAUGUAAUAAUAUAUUAAAAGGUGUAGUUGUACCUGAUUCUACGACUAUCAUUCAACCAUCUCAAAUUUUGCAAAAACUUGCUUUUCGACCGAUAUCCAAUGAUGAUCCAACAGCAUCAAAAGCUUUCGUUUUUUGCCGAUAUCCGAAUUUAAGAGAAUGUUCUUGA
Molecule: messenger RNA, 1529 nt
Organism: Rotaria sp. Silwood1
Lineage: Eukaryota; Metazoa; Rotifera; Eurotatoria; Philodinida; Philodinidae
Source: the annotation of a GenBank genome assembly